AUCACAGAAUCACAAAAUGCCGAAGGUUGGAAGGAAUCUCAGCAGGUCAUUUGGUCCAACCUCCCUGCUCAAGCAGGGUUAUUCUAGACCCCAUGGCACAGGAUUGCAUCCAGUUGGUUCUUGAGUAUCUUCACUGAGGGACACCUAACAAUCUUUCUGGGCACACUGUUCCUGUUUAUGAUCACCCGAAGUUCUUCUUCAUACUCAGGUGCAGCUUUUCUGCUUGCUGGCUCUCAUCUUAUUGCUUGGCACCACAGAGAAGAGCCUAUAUCCAUCGUCUUGGCAUCAACCCAUUAGAUAUUUAUACACAUUCCUGAGGUUCCCCUCUCAGUCGCCUUUUCACAAGGCUGAAGAGGCCCACCUCCUUCAGUCGUUCCUGGUAAGAGAGAUGCUCCAGUCCCCCCAUCAUCUUUGUUGCCCUCCACUGGACCUGCUGCAGUUCCAUGUCUCUCUUGUACUGAGAAGCUCAGAUUUGGACACAGCAUUCCAGAUGUGCCUCACUAGGGCUGAACAGAGGGACAGGAUCACCUCCCUCAACUGCUGACGUGCACUUCCUAUUUCAAAAAGGAAUUUGUUUGAGGAAUACCAAUUGCUUCUGUAAAAGUGAUGCUUUCCUUUGCCUCUUCUGUUGAUGUUUCCUGACCUGUCCUGUGUAGAACACACCGUCAGUGUCACUAGGUUCAGGAUGUUGUUAUGGGAAACGGAGAGGUGAACUGGAAGGCCUUUUAAAGGAGCGGUUGCUGCUUAAGCCGCUGGACCGCCAGCGUCACGACCACUCACGGACAUCUACCGCAUCGUUUCCGAGAGCAGCCUUCCUCCGCCCUACAGGGGCAGCGGGCGGCUCCCGCCCCUCUGAGGGCGACGGGAAGCGCCACCCCCGCCGCCGAGCGGAGCGGGGACAUGUCGGCUCCGCGGACUGCGGCCCGGGAGCGCGGCCCGGGGCUGGGGCCGGAGCCGGGCAGCGGCACGCAGACAGCGCACCGGCUGCUGGCCUACAGCGACGCGCUGCUGUCCAUCAUCGCCACCGUAAUGAUUUUGCCGGUGGCUCACACAAAAAUACAUCCUGACCAGAAAUUAGGUGAAAGUGUUCAGCAACUUCUUCUAGCAAAAAUUGCAGUGUACUUGAUGACCUUUUUAAUAGUCACAGUGGCAUGGGCAGCUCAUGUAAGGUUGUUUCAGGUGAUAGAACAUAUAGAUGAUGUCCUGGCUCUUCUAAAUCUGGCUUGUAUGAUGAUCAUAACCUUCUUGCCAUAUACAUUUUCCUUAAUGGCCUCCUUUCCAGGGGUGCCUUUUGGCAUCUUCCUAUUCAGUGUCUGUGCUGUUGUCAUUGGCCUUAUACAGGCUGUGAUAGUAGCAUAUGGAUUCUAUCACCCAUACUUACUGAAUCAACAGAUACAAGAGUCUGAAAAUCAGAAUUUCUAUAAACGUCAUAUCUUAAAGAUUAUUCUAAGAGGACCAAUUUUAUGCUUUUUAGCAGCCGUCUUUUCUUUGUUCUUUAUUCCUUUGUCUUAUGUACUUCUUGGACUUGUAAUCGUUUUUCCACAUCUCACUCGAUUAAUUACAUGGUGUAAAACCAAAAUUCUUGGUCAGAGAGGUGAAGAGGAGGAACAUCACAGCUUAGAAACCUUCACUUUUUACCUCAGUGAGCCUCUGAGUAAGGAACGAGUAGAAGCAUUCAGUGAUGGGGUCUAUGCCAUUGUAGCAACCCUGCUCAUUUUGGAUAUAUGUGAAGACAAUGUUCCUGAUCCCAGAGAAGUUGAGGAGAAGUUCCAUGGCAGUCUUCUUGAAGCUUUAAGUGAAUAUGGGCCAAAUUACCUUGCUUACUUCGGCUCAUUUGUUACAAUUGGUCUCCUGUGGUUUGUCCAUCACUCUCUUUUCCUUUAUGUAACAAAAGCUACCCGAUUGAUGGGACUGCUCAACAUACUUUCAUUGGCUUUCAUUGGUGGGCUUCCACUAGCUUACCAGCUGACCAGUGAAUUUGCAGAAAAGUCUCAUAAUGAAAUAGAAGCCAUUCAGGUCAGCUGUGUUAUCACUUUCUUUGCCAGCAUAUUUCAGUUUGCAAUAUGGACUACAGCCCUUCUCAAUGAAGAGGAAACUUUGCAUGCCUUUGCUAGAUAUGGUGGCAAGGAGCAUGCCUUCAUGUUUGCCAAGCUGGCUCUUUACCCUUGCGUAAGCCUGGGGGCUUUCUUUCUAACUUGUUUAUUAAGUGAAUUUAGCACAGCAAUCUUCCAUCUUAUGCAGAUUGUAGUCCCGUUUGCUUUUCUUGCCUUGCGCAUUUUUGUUAGAAUUUCUUUAACUGCCAUAAAGUCUGUGAUGUCUCUCUCCAGACGGAAGGUUGUAUUGUUAGAAGAAGAGGAGGCAUGUUUAUCUUCAAAUGAAGCACUGUCCUAAAUUUCUGCACAGUGCGUGUGAAGUUACGAGAUCAAUUUCAGCUCCUCUGACUCGCAUUAUAUUCGUGUGUGGAUUAUAUUGAUGUAAAUCAAAGUCUGUAUUGACCAUAACUGGGGCAUAUUUAUGUUUAAGCUGGCCAUGCUCGAGACCUUUUCUCCAAAAUCUGCUAUUGAAAAUAAUGGGUAAAGAGGGAGUGCAAAGAAAAGCAUAUUCCCAUUAUUUUAGGAUUGCCUUACAGGAAAAAAUGCUGCUUGACAUGUAACUGCAGCAGUGAUCAAUUAAGAAGUGUGCAGAUACCCAGCAAAAUGGCUGCCAAACACAGAAGUUGGUUGAGCUUCUGUGUAAGAGAAUGUGAGGCAUGGAAAACAUGGAGACAUCUGGAUUUCUGGAUGGUACAUCAUAGUAGAACAUAUGUGCAUACAAGUUACUGGUUUCCUUUUUUAAAAUUUUUUUCAAUGUUAAUUUUUUUCAAUUUUUUUUCAAUGGUCUGUUCUACAUAGUCGCAAACAGGGAAUAGCAGUUGGAAAUCUAACUGUGUUUGAGUGGCUCUGUGUGAGUUUAGAUGGGAGUUGCAAUUGUGAUAGCAGUCUUCCAAGCCAUCUGAACACAAGUUCUGUGGCCAUAUCUAUUAUUUUUUUUAAAAAUGGUGUAACAAAUGAGGAUUCAUGUGGCUUUGCAUCCAAGUUUCAACUGGCUUUGAUAUUUUCUGAGGGAAAAGAGCUCUGUGAUUAGACGUAAGGUUUUUUUCUGUUCUGCAGAAGCUUCUCAUCUGAAGUGUUUUAAUUUCUCAGGCUUUUUGUGUCUGGUUUUUGUCUGUCAAUGGAACACUUACAUGAAGCUGGAUAAGUAUUGUGCUUUUCAAAUCAUCUAACCUUCGACUGCCCUAGAAGCCAUUACAUUUCCUUUUGGCAGAGCAAUUAAUUUGUAUCUUGAAUUGUCUUAGUGCCUGACAACUUUAAUGCCAUAAUUAAAGGCAUUUGGGGAAUUUUGUUGUUCAUCAUUAAAAAAAAAAAGUGACAAAGUAUGCCUGAAGAAAUUAUAGGUGAAAAACAAGUAUCUUGUAUCAGUUGAGAUCAGCCUUGAAAGCACUUGUGCUUUUAUUUUGAAGCACAAAAUAAAUGGGUAUUGAUUGAUACCGAAUAUGUCAUUGUGAAUAUUACAUAUGUCUUGUGAAGAGUAUGUUCAGCUAUACAAGGGGAUUUAUACCUAGUUGUGGUUAAAUGACUUCCAUUGUGUUGUGCAUAGCAGUUUUUCUGAUAUUUAAUAAAAGCACUUUCAGUUCUGUAUGGUUUUGUUUCUAAUGUGCAGCAGACACAUAGUAAGUAGUGAAUAUGUGUAUUUGUAAUAAAUUGCAACCAGUGAGAAAACAAAA
Vidua chalybeata is the source of this 3763-nucleotide messenger RNA. It is a transcript of the gene TMEM175, whose product is annotated as transmembrane protein 175. The transcript is spliced from 10 exons. Lineage: Eukaryota; Metazoa; Chordata; Aves; Passeriformes; Viduidae. The coding region runs from base 901 to 2391 and encodes 496 amino acids. Gene Ontology annotation, cellular component: endosome; lysosome. Gene Ontology annotation, molecular function: potassium ion leak channel activity; proton channel activity. The record is from RefSeq and is a predicted model, not a curated record.